GAAUCCUAAAUGAACAAAACAGAAAAGAAUGAGUAGGCCUACGUUAUUAUUAAUCUUGUAUUGCUCCUUAACAAAUAACACAUUUUUGUCGUAGUAAAAUUAUCAAAAGCCAGUUUUAUUGUCUUUGGAAAAGAAUUCGAGCAAUUUAUCCAAGCUAUUUUACUCUUUAAUUUGUGCUUUUCUUUUCCUUGCUAUGUGUUAUGUGUACUAUAUUGCAUAUAACAUUUGCAUUUGUUAUUAAUGUAUUUUUGUGAUACCGUGGCAAUAUACUGUAGGUAAUCUUGAAAUGCACCAUAUAAUGUUUUCCACCGAGCGGCGCUACGCCCUAAUAAAAUCGAACUAAAACUGCUACAAGUUUUAGAGAAAUCCCACCAAUAGUAAGGAUUUUUUCUGAAUCUGUUUUCCUUUUUUCCUUUUUUUAGUUGGCUACUUAUAAUUAAGGAACUUGAGAAAAGAAAUACAGCUCUCGUGGUAUUUUAUAAAUCUUUUUUUUUUUUUUUACUUUCUAAAGUAUUUUAUUGCAUAUGGGGCUAUUUUGCUUAAAUUGCAUUUCAUACGUGGAACCUUGAUUUCAGUGGGCCGUUUACCACCUUUUUUGGCCGGGUCUUUGGGUUUGCGUGCGUUCAAGCGCGUCAUACCUACUAAAAGCCCCCCGCGGAGCUUCAGUAGCACUCGCUCGCGCGCCCGUUGUUGUGCGUUUCCUAUAACAACAUCAGUUUACAGAUAACCUCAGAUAGGCAUUAGCAUUGCAGAUCAACAAGUGAAAACUUUUCGAAAGAAUUUCAGGAACGUCACAACAGGUGCGUCAAAAGUAAAAGUCAGCAGAGGAUUAUCGCUUCUUGUAGUGCACUGAUCAGUACAAACGACGGAGCUCCUGGUGAACAAGUGCAUGUAACAUCUGAUAAGCAGAUCCUGGAUACUUUAUUGUUGUUUGGACAACAGUGGCAGAGGCAGAUAAUCUGUCAAGACAACCAUGGCAAUUUAUGAUGUGAACAAGAAAUGGGAAGUAUAUGAGACCUCACAUAAAAGAGAUUUCAUCUAUAGACCCAUCUCAUCUAUUCCAUCUCUAAGGCCGAAAACAUCUGCCAAUAUCUAUAGAAAUUCAUACACACUGGAUGAUCCGGUAGGAGCAACUGCAUACAGUGAAGAUUUCAGCUGGAAGCCUGUGUCAAAAACUACUUGCAUAAGGUCUGCCACAGCAUCAGGAAACAGAAGGAACAACCCACACCCAAGCCAGGCAUUCAUGAUAUGGAGGCAUUCUGCAGAUCAAAUGAAGCAUUUUGGUGGUAGUUCCCCUCUUCAGCACCCGUUGACUGAGAAGGAAAUCCAAAAGGCUGUCAGUGCCCAGUAUAGGUCGACCUACAGGACUGAUUUUCUUGGAUUACCUCAAGGAAUUAUGAAGAAGCAUGGAGUCUUUACACCUUUUAACCACAACCAUGCUGUCCACUACUAUACCCAGACUGAAAUGAGACACAACUACCACCCACCCAAACUGAAACUUGAGCUUCUGGGGAAUAACUCUCGCUAUGGGUGCAAUAAGCUGCAUGGUGUAGCAGCGAGGGGUAUUGUUCCUACAGUGAUUCACAGUCACAACAAUAACCAGGAAAACAACAAACUGGAGACCACCUACAAUAAAUAUUUCGGAGAAAAUAAGGAUGUGAAGACAUUGCACAUAACCAGCUACUCUGCUGAUGGAUGUAAAGGGAAGAAUAGUGGUGUGAUCAAGCAAACCUCUUCCACACUGGAGAGCGUGUCAGCCUGGCCUGGGCCUUUAUAAAGAUGCCAUUUUGAACCAUGAAAAGCUAUAUGAAGCUAUGUGAAUAUGUGUGCAUUGCAUUUUCUUUUUUCCCCUUUUUCUCUUUUUUAUUUAGGGUUCUGAUUUUCUUCCAGAAGAUAGAACAUUCCUGCUUUUAUGAAACUGCCUUUUUGCAUCUUCAAAUGGUGUGCUUAAUAAAACACUGAAAUGAAAACUGAUAAUAGGCAUAAAUAAUUUUUUGUCUCUUGGGAAUAAUAAAUCUCUUAAGGCUCUAUUAGUGCUGAAAUAAAUAUUUUGAGUAUCUUGACAUUAUAGAAUAAUAGUAAAGGCAUUAAUGGGAGCUACUGAUUCAAGACAUUAAUUUCCCUUCAAAUUAAAUACCACGGAUAACUCUGAUUAAGUCCAAAUAUACUUAAAGACCAAGAUUUCAAGAGUUUUUUUCCCUCUCUCUAAAAGAAUGAAGAAAAUAAUUUAGGGUGAAUGGACAUUUAACAUUAUCAAAUUUAAAAGUGAUUUUAAUUGUGGCUCUCUGCACCAUUUUCUACAUAGCCACAUGACAUUGUGUAUCAGGUAACCUGAGACUCAGGUGUGCUGUGUCUCUAAGCUCAGGGAGAUCUGUACGCAGCCAUUGCUCAUGCAGCAAAACAAGAAAGCAGCCUCUAAGGAGAACGAAAGCCAAGCCAAGAAGACAAGACACUCUCUCAGAUCUCUCAAGAUAUGCCGCUAGGCAGGAAAAUUCGGGCCUCAUCUGCUGGAGCCCAACUUGAGACCCAUAACAAGCCCAG
Cyprinus carpio (common carp) is the source of this 2541-nucleotide messenger RNA. RefSeq names its product testis-expressed protein 26 (gene tex26). NCBI's taxonomy places the organism in Eukaryota, Metazoa, Chordata, Actinopteri, Cypriniformes, Cyprinidae. The transcript is spliced from 7 exons. The record is from RefSeq and is a predicted model, not a curated record. The coding region runs from base 974 to 1777 and encodes 267 amino acids. Gene Ontology annotation, cellular component: cytoplasm.